Podospora bellae-mahoneyi is the source of this 2291-nucleotide messenger RNA. RefSeq lists its product as uncharacterized. The transcript is spliced from 2 exons. Lineage: Eukaryota; Fungi; Ascomycota; Sordariomycetes; Sordariales; Podosporaceae. The record is from RefSeq and is a predicted model, not a curated record. Gene Ontology annotation, cellular component: nucleus. The coding region runs from base 254 to 2098 and encodes 614 amino acids.
CACCGCCAAGCCAAGACCUGCCUCUUUCUCAAAAGUUUUGGGGCGCGCCGCAUGGCGAUUGAUUGCUGGGCGUUGAUGAAUCGAGGACGUUGAUAGCGCGUCAAACUCCACCCGCCGGCCAUCAUCACCACCCCCGACUGCUUUUACGACAGCAAUAUCAUCAUUUCACGGCCCAAAUCCGAGUCGCAUCACGAGUACAUCAUCAAGCUUUUCCCCCUGACGAACAAGAGCCGACGGCUCACAGCUGUCCAAGAUGGCGGCCCCAAAAAUGACCAAGAACCAAAUGCGCCGGGCAAAGAAGAAGGAGCAGAAAAAGGCACAGGUGGAGAACGGCUCAAAAGCCCCAGAAGAUACCAAGGAUGACACCCCAAGGGAAAACGGAUCUCUACCAGAAGACCAAACACCCGUCGCCGAUCUCGAAGUCAAGAAGGAUGGCGAUGAAGACUCAAAAAUGGACGCCGAUGGUCCCAUCAUCGACGAAAUCCCAUUGGACGACCCCGCCUACGCCGAUUUCAAGAAAGCGUUCGAAAAGUACGGCAUGAGCCUGGACGACGACGACGAGGUAGCAAAAGAGGCCAACGCAGGCAACAAGGGCGAGGUCUUCUUUGACCAGGACGACGAGAUUCCCAGCGAAGACGAAGACGCGCAACCAAAGAUGUCCAAGAAGAAGCGCAAAAAGCUCAACAAGCUCUCCAUCGCAGAGCUCAAGGCUCUCGUGCGGACCCCAGAGGUGGUGGAAUGGAACGAUGUCUCGUCGUCAGAUCCACGUUUGUUGGUACAAAUCAAGGCGCAGCGCAAUAUUGUUCCUGUGCCUGGGCAUUGGUCGUUGAAGCGUGAGUACCUCUCCAGCAAGCGUGGCAUCGAGAAGCCGCCGUUCAAGCUCCCCCAGUUCAUCGCCGAGACGGGCAUCACCGAGAUGCGAGAUGCGGUGUUGGAGAAGCAGGCCGAGCAAACCCUCAAGCAGAAGCAGCGAGAGAGAGUACAGCCCAAGAUGGGCAAGCUCGACAUUGACUACCAAAAGCUCUACGAUGCCUUCUUCCGCCACCAGACCAAGCCAGACCUGACUCGAUUCGGUGACGUCUACUACGAAGGCAAAGAGUGGGAGGCCGACUACAAGAUCUUUAAGGCUGGCGAACUCAGCGAAGGACUCCGGGAUGCUCUAGGGAUGCAACCAGGCUUUCCUCCCCCAUGGCUCCUCCAGCAACAACGCAUCGGUCCUCCCCCGUCUUACCCAACCCUCAAAAUCCCGGGCUUGAACGCCCCUCUCCCACCAGGAGCUUCUUGGGGCUUCCAGCCUGGUCAAUGGGGCAAACCCCCACUAGACGAAUACAACCGUCCCCUCUACGGAGGCGAUAUUUUUGGCCUCAUGGUCCCGGGACAGCCAGGGUACCCCACGGGCGCACCAGCUCAACCAGGCCAGCCCGCAGCAGCAGCAGCAGCGUACAUCACCCCGGCGGAACCAAUUGACCGCACACUUUGGGGAGAACUCCAACCCCCCGCCGAAGAGUCGGAAGAGGAAGAAUCCGAAGAAGAAGAGGAAGAAGACUCGGACGAGGAAGACGGAGACCACAUCCCGGCCGGUGGGAUCGAAACUUCCACCGGCCUCGAAACUCCAGGCGGAUACGCCAGCGCACUCCACCCUGACGCCUCUGGUAUUGAAUCCAGCAUGGGAGGUGAAUUCGAUCUCCGGAAACAGUCCCGCAGGGGCUACGAAACGGAGGAACACCCACGGUCGGCGUAUACCGUCAUCCCAGAAAGGCAAACGAGAGUGGAGGGCUUCUUUGGCUCGGAUAAGACGUACGACUUGGGGAGACACGGGGCCGGGCUGCCGGUGCUGGGGAGGGAGGAUGAGGAGAGCAGGAAGAGGAAGAAGCCGGGGGAUGUGGAGGUCAGUCUUGAUCCGGAUCAGCUGGUGAGGGAGGAGGGGGUGAGCAAGGAGGAGCUGAAGAAGAGGUAUGAGCAGGGGAGGAGGGAGGAGGGGGUGGGGGCGCAGUGGAACAAGAGCCAGUUUGAGGAGGAUUUGACGGAUUUUAUUGCGAGUGAGAGCAGGAAGAGGCAGAAGAGGGACGAGGAACGGAGGGGGGAGAGAAGGAGAUGAUGCCGGAUUCGUACAUCAAAACGGGGGGCUUGGCGUUUAGCGUUUGGUAAACAUGGGGGUUUGGGUUGUUUAAUAGUGUAGGACAUAACUAGAUUGCAGGUGCAUAAGCGCAUUUUUUGAUGCUUCAGUGGUCUUGAUUGUAGAAUAGAUAGAUGGAGGCUCUGAUUGUGGUUGAACUUUGUACUGAACAAUC